Funneliformis mosseae is the source of this 300-nucleotide messenger RNA. The record is from the annotation of a GenBank genome assembly. Lineage: Eukaryota; Fungi; Glomeromycota; Glomeromycetes; Glomerales; Glomeraceae.
AUGGUUGAUUUACCUAUACCUAGAAAUCCAAAAGAAGUACAAAUGGCAUUAGAACUCUUUUCUUAUUAUCGACACUUUAUUCAAGAUUUUGCAAAUAUCGCAAGAUCACUUCAUGAGCUAACUAAAAAGAAUACUACUUGGAAUUGGACAAUUCAACAUCAAGAUUCAUUUGAUGCAUUAAAAUUCAAAAUGAUUACUACUCUAGUUCUCAUUCAAUCAGAUCUAAAUAAAGCAUUUAUUAUUCAAACAGAUGCUUCAGAUGAAGGACUAGGAGUUGUACUUGCUCAAAGAGAUGAUUAA